AUGACAGAUCUGUCAAUUUUUGUUUCAGGUGGUCCCGAAAAGAAUGAUUUCUUCAAUAUCAUUUCGCGAUAUGUCGACUUAUACGCCCAUCCGACUCCGACGAAUUAUGCAUACAGAGUAUGUUAUUAUAUGACAAGAUGUGUUCAGCAGCGAUUUUGUUGUUUUCAGACAGUAUAUUUAGCCCAUGCGUUGAACCAUGUCGUUUGUACUAGGAAUUGUGUUAUAUCCAACAACCGGAAACUGGAAAUCGCUGCUUCCAAGGGUCAGAUCAGUGAUGAACUAAUAGAGUCUGCACGAGAUCAGGGAUUUGUUAGACCUACUAUUCUUAUUCUUUGUCCUUUCAAGAAAGAUGCAUUUGAUAUCCUAUUAGUUUUCGGAAAAGGUAAUUCAAUUUCAAAACGAAACUAUCAGAAGAGUUCAAGUUUUUGUUAUGUUAAGGAACUGAUUACCGGGAACAAUGAUGAUUGCUUCCGCGUUGGUAUAGCUCUGUCUAAAAAAGUCUUGAAACUGUACGAAGCUUUUGAUAAGUCGGACUUCAUUCUUUGCUCUCCACUUGGUCUUCGAAUGAUUCUUGAUGGCGAUGUUGGAAGGGAAAGUCAUUUAAUUUCCAAUAUUCAGUUAGCUGUUGUAGAUAAGGCUGACAUUAUGUUGCAACAGAAUUGGGAACAUCUUUCAAUUAUAUUCUCUCACUUGCACAACCAACCAUCGGAAAUACAUACAGAUAUUUCUAGAGUUCGAAAGUGCUACAUCGAUGGCUUGUCGAAGUACUAUUGUCAGUUACUGCUGUUUUCUCGUUAUGCACAUGAACUUUUUUCGGCUUUAAUACUGGAAUAUUCAUUAAAUUAUCGUGGACUGGUAAUUCAAAAUCGUCCUUGCAAUGGCACACUUGACAAAAUUGAAAUUCCUUUAUGUCAAGAGCUUCGACGUUUCGCCGUCGAAAAUGCCGCCGAACAAGCUGUUUUACGUUUCAACUUUUUCAAGGAAUACUGUUCUUCGUCCCUUUUACCAGGAACUUGUUUCGUUAUUCCUUCUUACUUCGAUUUUGUUCGUGUAAGGAACUAUUUUAAACGAACCGAGGAAAGUUUCGUUGCCUGUCACGAAUACGCACCCAAGAAUAAGAUUACUCGAGCGCGAGAUAUGUUCUACCAUAAAAUGAAAAAGAUAUUACUAGUCACAGAACGAUAUUACUACUUCAAUAGGAGGCCACUGAGGGGCAUAGCAAAGAUAGUUUUCUACCAACUACCUUCGCAUCCUGACUUCUACUGCGAGUUUAUCAAUAUGGCAAAUUGUGAGGCUGGAACGAGGUUCAGCUCAGUGCUGUUUUACUGUCACUGUGAUAGAAUCCGUCUUCAGAAUACUUUUGGAACGGACUUAGCAAAUUCUAUUAUAUCGUCCAAAAAAGCCGUCCAAGCAAUUGUUUCAGAAUAG
Molecule: messenger RNA, 1428 nt
Organism: Angiostrongylus costaricensis
Lineage: Eukaryota; Metazoa; Nematoda; Chromadorea; Rhabditida; Metastrongylidae
Source: the annotation of a GenBank genome assembly